Messenger RNA from Stylonychia lemnae, 528 nucleotides. The record is from the annotation of a GenBank genome assembly. NCBI's taxonomy places the organism in Eukaryota, Ciliophora, Spirotrichea, Sporadotrichida, Oxytrichidae.
AUGCAAUUUAUGGAUACACAAGCCCAAAUUAUAGGGGACUCAGAUGGUAAUAGAGCUAAAAUUACUAUAUAAACUUAAAUUCCCCAAUAUGGAUACACUGAGGCAGUUACCUUUGAAGAUGGAAAAAACCAUUAUGUUUAUUUAAAAGAUUCUGCAUCUCAGAAGUGCUCAGUUGAAAGGUUACCGCCUACAUAUAACAUUACUAGGUUUAUUGAACUGGCUAUGGAUAAGUAUAGUGGCGCUUCUUAAUACAUCGGUAAAUAGCUAGUACCUUGGACUAAGGAUUUGUUUCAUGCUUUUGAAGUGAGAUUUGAUAUAAGAGGAAGUUUAAUUCUUUAUUUUUCAGUAUCUACUAGUCAGCUAUUAUAUAUAAUGAUAAAAGAUAAGCCAUUUGUAUAUCAUAUUCCAGAUGGGUUAAUAGCUAAAAAUUUUAAAGAUAGUGAUUUUAUGUUUGACAUCUGUCCAAUGAAAGAUAAUGAGUACCAGAUAAUAUAGGAUUUAAAUCAAUUUAGUAAAUUUUUGAAAUGA